Messenger RNA from Alternaria conjuncta, 831 nucleotides. RefSeq lists its product as uncharacterized. The coding region runs from base 1 to 831 and encodes 276 amino acids. The transcript has 2 exons. Lineage: Eukaryota; Fungi; Ascomycota; Dothideomycetes; Pleosporales; Pleosporaceae. The record is from RefSeq and is a predicted model, not a curated record.
AUGACGAGCUUCAUCUCAAACAUCAUCUGGAACUCGGUGGAGGGCUUCGUAGAUGCCGGAAAGAAGACGGCGGGUGAAUAUGGUGGUAAUGCCUUGAUCAAGGCUGGGGAUAUGAUUGAGAAUAGUGGAAGGAGUGUGGGAAAUGGUCUCGAGAAGAAAGCAACAAGCUACGGCACCGCAAUCACCGGCCAAACCUACAAACCCACAGCCAAAGCUCUCCCUUCCACAGCACGAAAGCCCGUGGUCAAGCGUUCCAACUCCACCCCCGCGAGCAACAAGCCAACCACCAGUGGAACGCCCCUAGGUGCGAAGAAGUAUCCGGGCAGUAACCAAGUCAACGGCGCUGUUGGAGGAGCGAAGAAGACCGUCGGAGGAACAGUCGGAGGCCUGAACAAAACCGUCGGAGGAGUAACAGGCAACGCAUCCAAAGCCACCGGCAGCGUCAUCGGCCGCGCAAACAGCACCGUCGGCAGCGUAACAAACACCACCACAAAAGCCACCUCCGGCCUCGUAGGCAGCGGCCAAAGAGCCAUCGGCGGAGCCACGAAAUCUAUUCCUCCCUUUAAGGGCCCCGGCGCGACUCCCUCAGCCAACGGCCUCCCCAAACCCGCGUACCCGACGACCAAGAAGGCGGCAGUCAAGCCCGGCCAGCCGAAACCGUUCACGCCGCCUACGGAGCAGAAGAAACCGGAUCCGAAGAAAGCUUAUCCUGGGACGAAUACGCUGCCAGGGACGAGUCGGACGCCGGUUCAACAGCAGAGGUUGAAGCCGUUGCCGAAGGCGGCGCCGCAGAUUGGUCAGGGGCAGACUAUGUCGCAUCUUGCUAUUUAG